Molecule: messenger RNA, 4752 nt
Organism: Aureobasidium namibiae CBS 147.97
Lineage: Eukaryota; Fungi; Ascomycota; Dothideomycetes; Dothideales; Saccotheciaceae
Product: putative ABC transporter
Exons: 4
Coding region: 1-4752 (1583 amino acids)
Biological process (GO): lipid transport; lipid metabolic process; transmembrane transport
Cellular component (GO): intracellular membrane-bounded organelle; membrane
Molecular function (GO): ATP hydrolysis activity; phosphatidylinositol-4,5-bisphosphate phospholipase C activity; ATP binding
Source: RefSeq, a predicted model, not a curated record
AUGGGGUUCUUCGCCCAAACAUGGACUUUGACGAAGAAGAACUUGUUAAUCGUCCUCGGCCGCCACUGGUUCACGACCACUGUUCGCGCCUUCCUGGCACCAAUUAUCUUCUUUUUCAUCAUUUCCUACUGUAAAAAUUUCUUUGUGCCACCAUCGGACUUUGGCGUUGGUUCUCCAACAACACUUCGAACCUUCGAGGAGGCUCUCAAUGCAGGAACCUCUGGACGUCACACCGUGGCUUUUGUUGCCAAUGAUCAGGCUAGCGAAGUCACGGACCUAAUUAACCAGCUAUCGAGUACCGUCAGAGCAAGCGGGAAAAUUCCCGUGACUCUAUCUAACGAGGUUGAGCUACUGCAGACAUGCAGAAGUUCUAUUCGAGGAGUCUCGAAUUGCUUCGCAGCAUUGAGCUUCCACGGAUCACCUAGUAAUGGCGGCACGUGGAAUUACACAAUCCGGACUGAUGGAGCCCUUGGAGAAAGAAUCUUCGUCAACUCUGGAAACAACGACGCAGAGAUUUAUGCCCUUCCGCUACAGCACGCAGUCGACUCAGCAAUCGCGUCUGCUAGCGGGUCUUCCUCUUCUAUACCUUUGCCGCAACAGUACCCCUAUACAGACUCAACUCCUGAAGAGCGUGACAGAAACAUCACACGGCUGUACAUGGGCACCUUAAUUAGCAUUCUUGGUCUGGCCUAUUUCAUUGGUUUUGUUGGCAUAUGUUAUCAGCUCACAGGUCAGAUGGCCACAGAGCGCGAAAUUGGCAUGUCUCAACUUAUCGAAGCGAUGAUGCCAAACCAGCGUAGAUGGCAGCCACAAGCCGCACGUUUGCUGUCUAGUCACCUUGCAUUCGAUCUUCUCUAUCUACCCGGCUGGGUGAUAUCGGGCGCAAUUGUUACUCGACUCAAUUAUCCUUCAUCUCAGACUGGUAUCCUUAUCGGCUACUUCAUCCUGGCAGGACUCGCUCUAUCCUCAUGGUCCAUCGCUUUCGCCAGUCUAUUCCGAAAGGCUCAGCUUUCGGGUAUCACGGUCACCAUCGUGAGCAUUGUUCUUGCGAUUAUUGUACAGGUCCAGACUCCUGAGUCCACUGGUGCCAUCGUCAUCCUGGCCUUGUUGUUCCCACCUAUGAACUUUACCCUCUUCAUUAUCUACAUGGCCUAUUGGCAGCGCAGCAAUCUGGCUGCUGUACUUUCAGAGGCACCUCCUGGAUCUCCUUGGAGAGUCUCCGGCGCUGUGUUCUUUGUGCUGUGCGUCAUACAGCUCCUGGCCUACCCUGUGAUAGGAGCGCUUACCGAGAGAGCUUUGUAUGGCACUGCAUCAAAAGCGAGGAACAUGCAUCAUGGUGCUGACUCUGAGACUGCUCGCAUUACCAAUCUGACAAAGCAGUACAGUCCUAGCUGGCUCUACAAGAAUGUUUGGUCGAGAUUCAGCAAAAACAAAAGAGAGACGGUAUACGCUGUGAACGAUAUCAGCUUUACUAUUCGUGCUGGCGAGAUCCAUGUUCUAUUGGGAGCCAACGGUAGUGGGAAGAGUACGACCAUGGACAUGUUAGCCGGUCUUCAAUCACCGACAAGUGGUACCAUCGAUAUCAACGGAACUGGAGGCGUCGGCAUCUGUCCCCAGAAGAACGUACUCUGGGACAAGCUUACCUGCGAGGAGCAUGUCUACUAUUUCAACCAGCUCAAGGCACAAGGGCAAAAGGAAAAAAGCGUGGACCAUAGAGAUCUACUCUCCAAGUGUGAUCUGGCUCACAAGAUCUCUGCUCGUUCUGAGACUUUGUCAGGUGGACAGAAGCGUAAGCUUCAACUAGCCAUGAUGCUUACUGGUGGUAGUAACCUCUGCUUGAUCGACGAAGUGAGUUCCGGCAUUGAUCCUCUUUCACGACGCAAGGUCUGGGAUAUCCUUUUGGCCGAGAGAGGACACAGAGCCAUGCUAUUCACGACACAUUUCCUUGACGAGGGAGACUUGCUUUCGGACCAUAUCACCAUCUUGUCCAAGGGUACCCUGGCCGCAAACGGUACAGCCGUGGCUCUGAAACACCAACUCGGCGGUGGAUAUCGUGUCAAGAUCUACACAGAACACGCCUUCAAGGAGCCUCAAGAUUGGUCUGAGAUACCUCGCCGCAACCACGCUGACCACGUGGUGUACAAUCUACCUGAUUCUAGUGCUGCCGCCGUUUUUGUCACCCGUCUGGAGCAACUUGGAGUUACGGAUUAUCGCGUCAGUGGGCCACAAAUCGAGGAUGUCUUUCUAAAGCUGUCGUCAGAGUUCAAUAACGACCAUACGCUGCAUGAUGAUGCCACGUCCUUGACCAACGUAUCGUCUUUGCAGUCGGAGAAGGGUCUGGAGUUGGCCAAGGGAAAAAGAAUCUCGCUCGUUGCACAGACAUGGGUCUUGUUCCGAAAGCGUAUCACGAUCUUGCGUCGCAACUACUUGCCGUACAUGGCCGCUGUUUUGAUUCCUAUCAUUGCUGCAGGCCUUGUAACUCUUUUCCUGAAGGGCUUCAGCCCACUAAGCUGUUCGCCAGAGGGUAGCAGCUCAAACGAGGAGAUCGUCUCUUUCGCUACUCUUGACUCUGAUCCAUUCGACUUCCCAGCUGGUCCAGCUGCCCAGGUUCCUACAACGCUGCUUGGUGAUCUAUAUCCCGGACUUGUUGAUGCUAUUGCGCCCGUUUCUAGCGUAGACGCCUUCCGUGAGUACGUGCAAUCCAAUUACAGUCGCGUGUUUCCUGGCGGCUACUAUCUCGAUGCUCAGGGCGGCGCUCCCUUGUUUGCCUGGAGGGGCAAUUAUGAGCUCGACUUUGCAAUCUUGACUCAGAACAUUCUGGACAGUAGUCAGCUGGGCUCUCCGAUCAUCACAACCUACCAGGCCUUCCAAAGGCCAUGGGCACCGUCAGCUGGAAAGACACUUCAAUUUAUUCUCUACUUUGGUCUAGCCAUGUGCGCCUACCCUGGAUUCUUCGCCCUUUACCCGACUAGUGAGCGUGUUGCCAAAGUAAGAGCACUGCACUACUCGAACGGUAUCAGAGCCUUUCCUCUCUGGCUUGCAUACACCCUUUUCGACUUCAUGUUCGUCAUGAUUGUCAGCGUCGUUGCAAUAGUUAUAUUUGUUGGGGUAUCCAGCGCACUGUACGACCCCGGUACGCUGUUCGUGGUCUUCUUCUUAUAUGGAUUGGCAGCUCUGCUUUGCAGCUAUGUCAUAUCUCUCUUCGUCACCAGUCAACUGGCCUCGUUUGCCUUCGCUGCAGGCAUGCAGUGCGCUUUCUUCUUGAUCUAUUUCCUCGCUUUCAUGGCGAUCAUCACGUUCGCCCCCACAGAGAAGAUCGACUCAUAUGUCAACAUCGCGCACUUCACAAUAUCUAUCGUGACCCCCGCAGGAAGCUUGUUACGCUCACUCUUGCUGACAUUCAACGAAUUUUCGCUUCUCUGUCGUGGCUAUGAACGUGCCUCGUACCCAGGAGAAAUCACGGUCUACGGAGGUCCUAUUCUUUAUCUUUGUAUUCAGUCGCUCCUUCUCCUCGGGUUCCUCAUCUACUACGAUAGCGGAUACAGAUUCGCAUUCCUCACCAGGAAGUCCCGCUCGCAAGACGCAGAAGAGAGUGAGUACGCUGAUGAGGACGUGUAUCGCGAGGUAGUUCGAGUCAACGACUGCAAGGAUGAGUUGCGCGUAUGCAGCAUCAGCAAAUCUUACGGCGAUAAUCUCGCUGUCGAUCGAGUAGCGUUUGGUGUCCCGCGAGGUGAAAUCUUCGCAUUGCUCGGCCCCAACGGUGCAGGAAAAUCAACAACCAUAUCAACAAUCAGAGGUGACGUCCGUCCUAGUGGUGGAGACGUCUUCCUCGAAAAUGAGUCAAUCGUGAAGCAGCGCGCUGCUGCUCGUUUGCACCAAGGUGUCUGCCCACAGUUCGACGCGCUGGAUUCUAUGACGUGCUUGGAACACCUACGUUUCUAUGCUAGAGCUCGUGGUGUCUCUGAUAUCGAACACAAUGUGGAACAGGUCAUGACUGCGGUUGGCCUAUCUGCCUUCCGCAACCGCAUGGCUUCUAAGCUCUCUGGUGGCAACAAACGCAAGCUCAGUCUGGGUAUCGCGCUAAUUGGCAACCCAUCUGUGCUUCUUGUUGACGAAGGUAGUUCUGGAAUGGACGCUGGUGCAAAGAGAAUUAUGUGGCGUACACUUGCCGCAGUAAGCUCUGGUCGCAGCUUAGUGUUGACUACCCACAGUCUAGAGGAAGCUGAUGCUCUUGGCGACCGUGUCGGCAUCAUGGCUAGACAAAUGCUCGCUGUGGGUACCAGUGACUCUUUGCGUCGCAAACACGGUGACGCCUAUUACGUCCAUCUUGUGCACAAGGAUGCACCACACACCUCCGACGCUAAACUUCUGGAGAUCAAGGACUGGAUCGAGACAAAUUUCCCAAGCGCGACGAUCGAGAACAGAUCGUUCCAUGGUCAAAUCCGCUUCGAGGUACCAAACCGACCAGGCUUGGAUACCGCCUCACACGGCCCUAUCGAAGACAAGAAAGCAGCCAUGACCACGGUCACAGCGACAAGUGGCAUCAGUUCGUUGUUUGAGAAGCUGGAGUCGAGCAAGGAAGAGCUUGGUAUGGAGUUUUACGCUGUUUCGCAGGCCACUCUGGACCAAGUCUUCCUCAAUAUUGUUGGAAAGCAUAACGUUCAAGAAGAGGACUACCAGAAGGCUAGAAUGGCAACAGGGGCUUGGGGAAAGACCAAACAUUGGUUGCGCAAGGUGGCCCACGAUGCCUAG